GAGUAUCCUGACUAUAAAUAUAAGCCACGUAAAAAGCCGAAGAAGAAUCCAGAUGGUACGAUUCAAAAUCCGCCACCAGGCAAUGGACCUGGCUCGCCAAGGAGUAAAGGGCUCAAGAGGCCACUGCAACACCUGGGCAGUAUCGGCAUGGCGAUCUCCGACCAACAAUAUCCUCUUGGAAAAUCCGUGAAGAUCGAUCACGACAGUGCUCGGGUGAAUUCGAACAUGAUGUCGUACAUGACGAUGGUACAAGAAGAGAUGAAAGGAUCGCCACAUGUAAAGCAGGAGCCGCGAUUGUUUCAUCCAUCGUUUCCAUCUCCGUCGGAAUUCGGUCAGGCUCCACUGACACCUGAGUCGGGCUUCUACGACGAAUACUACACACCCGGUGGUGCCUAUUCAAACCAAGCCGCCUCCAGUCCUCCGAAUCAUCUCCUCAUGCCCAUGCAUAGAUUGCCGACAAUUGAAUCCGGAAUGAUGACGCAGUUCAACGGCCAACCGGCUCCACCGCAGCAACAACAGCAGCAACAACCACAGCAACCAUUUUUCGUUCGAACCUCACCACAUGCACAUGCACAGCAGGAGCAGGUAGGUUCCAGUUCAUAA
This is a messenger RNA of Cooperia oncophora, 603 nucleotides long. The record is from the annotation of a GenBank genome assembly. NCBI's taxonomy places the organism in Eukaryota, Metazoa, Nematoda, Chromadorea, Rhabditida, Trichostrongylidae.